Calypte anna (Anna's hummingbird) is the source of this 10867-nucleotide messenger RNA. It is a transcript of the gene PTPN14, whose product is annotated as protein tyrosine phosphatase non-receptor type 14. Gene Ontology annotation, molecular function: protein tyrosine phosphatase activity. Gene Ontology annotation, cellular component: cytoskeleton. The transcript is spliced from 19 exons. Bases 355 to 3930 code for a protein of 1191 amino acids. The record is from RefSeq and is a predicted model, not a curated record. NCBI's taxonomy places the organism in Eukaryota, Metazoa, Chordata, Aves, Apodiformes, Trochilidae. Gene Ontology annotation, biological process: protein dephosphorylation; lymphangiogenesis.
GCACCACCACCACCGGCGGCGGCCCCAGCUCCCGGCCGCCCCGCCGAAGUUCCGCGCGGGGCGGCUGGAGCGGGUCUCACUCCCCACCGCCCCCGGGGUGCGGCCAGCCGCUUUCCCCGCCCGCUCCGGGUCCCGCCGGCAGCCUCCGCCGCCUUCCGGGCCGGGACAGCCGCACAAAGCCCGAGCCGCCGCCCAGCAGGAAUCCCUUGAAGCUCUCCCUGGGAAUGGACAGCUACCUCCCUUUCUGGAGGAGAAAAGUGCCAGUUGAAGAAGAAGCCUUCAAGGCAAGUCGACAAGUGUGCUGAUAACUCUCAGGAGAGUAGAGGGAAGGGGUGACCUCCCAGGCCAACAGCCAUGCCUUUCGGGCUAAAACUGCGGCGGACCAGGCGCUACAACGUCCUGAGCAAGAACUGCUUUGUGACAAGGAUCCGUCUGCUGGACAGCAAUGUCAUCGAGUGCACCCUCUCCGUGGAGAGCACAGGGCAGGAGUGCUUGGAAGCUGUGGCUCAGAGGCUGGAAUUACGUGAGACUCACUACUUCGGCCUUUGGUUUCUCAGCAAGAGCCAGCAAGCCCGCUGGGUUGAACUGGAAAAGCCUCUGAAGAAGCAGCUGGACAAAUUUGCCAAUGAGCCUUUGCUUUUUUUUGGGGUAAUGUUCUAUGUGCCCAGUGUUUCCCGACUGCAGCAGGAGGUAACCAGAUAUCAGUAUUACCUACAAGUGAAAAAGGAUGUUCUUGAUGGCCAAUUACUCUCUUCAUUGGAGCAGGGAAUUCGACUAGCUGGCUUGGCAGUGCAAGCGGAUUUUGGAGACUAUAAUCAGUUUGAAUCUCAUGACUUCCUCCGAGAAUAUGUCUUGUUCCCUAUGGACUGGACCCAGGAUGAAGCUGUCUUGGAGGAGCUGACUCAAAAGGUAGCCCAGGAACACCGAACUCACAGUGGCAUUACAGCAGCAGAAGCCGAGCUAAUGUACAUCAAUGAAGUGGAACGCCUUGAUGGGUUUGGACAGGAAACCUUCCCUGUGAAGGAUAAUCAUGGAAAUGAUAUACAUCUCGGUAUUUUCUUCAUGGGAAUCUUCAUUAAAAACAGAAUUGGAAGGACAACUGUGAUUUAUAGGUGGAAUGACAUUGGGAAUAUAGCACACAACAAGUCUUCAAUUGUUCUGGAGUUGAUCAACAAAGAAGAGAAUGUACUCUUUCACACAGAUGAUCUCGAAAACGCCAAAUAUAUUUCACGUCUGUUUGCAGCAAGGCAUAAGUUUUACAAACAGAACAAAAUCUGCACAGAACAAUCAAAUUCUCCUCCUCCUAUCCGACGACGACCCACUUGGAGUAGGUCAUCCUUGCCAAGACAACAUCCAUUUAUACUGCCUCCUAUGCAUGUCCAGUGUGGAGAUCACUACACUGAAACACAUAAUUCACAAGACAGCAUUUUCCAUGGAAAUGAAGAAACUUUCUACUGUAGAUCUCAGACCAGCUUGGACAGGUGUCCAAUGGACUUCAGCUACUUGAAUGGUAAUGGACCCAAUGGAAGCGUAUGCAGUGCCCACAGCAUGAACUCCCUCAAUCGCUCACAGAACUUCAUCCAGGCAUCUCCAAUGUCCUCAAAUCUGAGCAUCCCUGGAAGUGACAUCAUGAGAGCAGACUAUAUCCCCAGCCACAGACAUAGUGCAAUCAUAGUACCAUCUUACCGGCCAACUCCAGAUUAUGAAACUGUCAUGAGGCAAAUGAAGAGAGGGGUGAUCCAGAUGGAUAGCCAAAGUCAGUCUUUGAGAAAUCUCAACAUUGGAAACACACACGCUUAUAACCAGCCAGAAGACUUAGUUUACAGUCAGCCUGAGAUUCGAGAGAGACAUCCCUACACGAUCACAUACGGGCCCCAGGGGGGUGGCUAUAACAACCCUGUCACCCCGUCUGACCAAAUGAACCCUAAUAACACUGUGCAAAAUAAGACAGCAGCCAGCGCCAUAUCCCACACCGUCAGCACGCCGGAACUGGCUAACAUGCAGCUGCAGAGCAGCCAGAGUUACAACACUGCUCACAUGCUAAAGAACUAUCUCUUCAGACCCCCACCUCCCUACCCGCGCCCGCGUCCUGCCACCAGCACACCGGACCUGGCGAGCCACCGGCACAAGUACGUCAGCGGGAGCAGUCCCGACUUGGUCACUCGCAAAGUCCAGCUCUCUGUGAAGACCUUCCAAGAGGACAGCUCGCCUGUUGUCCGUCAGUCCCUGCAGGAGGUCAGUGAGCCCCUGAUGGCCGUGAAGCACCACGCAGCUGUGAACAAGCGCCACAGUUUGGAGGUCAUCAGCAACAUGGUGCGUGGUAUAGAAGCCAUGGCGUUAAAAACUCUGAAUGCCCCUCUGCCGCGCAGAAACACCUUGCGGGAGCAGGUGCAGCCAGAAGAGCCUGUUCAGAUGGGGCACGAGGUUCAGCAGGUUCCUCAUUAUCAUCACAAAAAGACAUUCUCUGAUGCCACGAUGCUGAUACACAGCAGCGAAAGUGAAGAGGAAGAAGAAACCCAGGAAUCUGUGUCACGGAUAACAGCUCUCCGUGAGAACAUGGAGUACAGUGCUCAGCUGCAAGCUGCCUUGGCUAGAAUACCAAAUAAACCUCCUCCAGAGUACCCUGGGCCUCGUAAGAGUGUCAGCAACGGAGCCCUGAGGCACGACCAUGUUAGCAUUUCUGUGGCCGUAGCCAGGGCCAAAGCCAUGAGGCCAGGGCCUUCCAAAGCCAUCAGUGUCUCUCGGACUGAUCAAAUGGCCAUAAAUGGGUCUUCGCUUGGGCCUUCCAUCUCAGAGCCUGACCUCACGAGUGUGAAGGAGAGGGUCAAGAAAGAACCUGUCAAGGAAAGGCCUGUGUCUGAAAUGUUUUCUAUUGAAGACAGCAUUAUAGAAAGAGAAAUCAUGAUGAGGAAUCUAGAAAAGCAGAAGAUGGCAGGCCUGGAGGCCCAGAAGAGGCCCUUGAUGUUGGCAGCACUGAACGGACUCUCAGUUGCUAGGGUUCCAGUGCCGGAGGACAGCCAGGAUGAAGUCGCCAAGGUGCCAAUGGAUGAGAGGUGCAAAAUCCUGAGGAGGAAGUUGGAAGAGGGGAUGGUGUUUACAGAAUAUGAGCAGAUUCCAAAGAAAAAGGCAGAUGGGAUCUUCACCACUGCUGCCUUGCCUGAAAACACUGAACGCAACCGCAUCAGGGAGGUGGUUCCUUAUGAAGAGAACCGAGUCGAGCUGGUGCCAACCAAAGAAAAUAAUACAGGCUACAUCAAUGCUUCACAUGUAAAGGUUACUGUAGGUGGAGAGGAGUGGCACUACAUCGCUACCCAGGGGCCUCUGCCACACACAUGCCAUGACUUCUGGCAGAUGGUGUGGGAACAAGGGGUGAAUGUUAUAGCCAUGGUCACAGCUGAAGAGGAGGGAGGAAGAAGUAAGAGUCAUCGUUAUUGGCCUAAAUUGGGCUCUAAGCACAGCUCAGCCACCUAUGGGAAGUUCAAGGUGACAACCAAGUUUCGCACAGACUCUGGCUGCUAUGCAACUACUGGUCUGAAGGUCAAGCAUCUUCUCUCUGGACAAGAGAGGACAGUGUGGCAUUUGCAAUAUACUGACUGGCCAGACCAUGGAUGUCCAGAAGAAGUCCAAGGCUUUUUAUCUUACUUGGAGGAGAUACAAUCAGUGCGUCGCCACACCAACAGUGUCUUGGACAGCAGCAACACCUGCAACCCUCCCAUCGUGGUACACUGCAGCGCUGGGGUAGGCCGGACAGGAGUGGUUAUCCUGACAGAACUGAUGAUUGGGUGCUUGGAGCAUAAUGAGAAAGUGGACGUUCCUGUGAUGCUGAGACACCUGCGGGAGCAGCGAAUGUUUAUGAUACAAACCAUAGCCCAGUACACGUUUGUCUAUCAAGUACUCAUCCAGUUCCUGCAAAACUCCAGACUUAUUUAAUCUUUUCAAACAUCUCAGACCUUUGUGGAUCUGACUGAACCUUGCAGAUGAACAAGGGGAACUGCCUUGACAACACAGUGUGCAUAUUUUGCACUUCUUGAAGUUGUCUUGAAAGUAAGGAAUAAUUGUUCCUUUCUAGAGUCUCCCAUGGAUUAUUUUGUACAAGAUAUAAUUUAUUUUUCUUGGAAUAACUUGUGAAUUACUUUAAUAACUUGUUAAAACUUAUAGUGACCUUCAAAUUGAACCACAUUUGACAUGACUGGUCUGCAUUGUAACAUGUCCAUAAGGAAAACAAUCCUUAGCAAAGGUAGUUACUGGUUUUUAUUUUGCCACAUAGCUUCUGAAAUGAGCAGUUACUUGGCAGUGGGAUUUUCCUCAAGUAAAAUCAUUUUGGACCCAAAUAUGUGGCUAUCAUGGUAAAAAUAAGACCUGCUGGAUGUCAGCUACAGCUGUGCAUGAGUGGAAGUGAGGGUACACAGUCCUGAGGUAGGGAAACCUGAGCCUCUGCACACAUGCAACAGAGCAUAUUAGAGAGGGCUCAAUCACAACCAAUUGUGAGCACAGUUUCUGGGUGUUAAACUGUUUGAAUUCCACAGGACUUACAAUUUUAUAUUAGUUCUUGAAAAAGAGUGAUAUUGGAUCUUUUUAAACGAGUCCUUUGCUGCUGUCUGCAGUCCUUGAAGGGAUUCCUAAGAGCUGAAGCAGUGCAGGGUGAAGUGCAGUGAACCAGAGCAGACUGAAGUCAGUGAAUGAUCCUUUCCAACACCUGUCAUGGGCUGUGGGUUGAACAGCAGAGGAAUUUCAACUUAAUGCAGAUGGAAAAAAACCAACUUACAGCAUAGUAAGAAUGUUCUUGAUUUAAGUUAAUUUAGGCAUCUCCCAUUUCCUUAUCUUCUUCUCAUGUCUUCAGCACUGUAGUAAUUUUUAAUUUCUAGUUAUUUGAACUUUGUCAAAAUGAUCAAUGGGGUCUUUCCUCUGAAUUAAGGCUCUUCACCAUCUGGAGAACUCGCAUACAGAGUCUGCCUUGAUCCAUCACUGUCUUGAUCUGUCUUCAGUAUUAGCAAAUCUCACUUUGUUAGGGUGGUUUUUGUAGUAAAUUACACAGAUCUCCUCUCUGUCACUUUGGAUUCCCCCUCCUAUUUAUUAUUGCUAUUUUAUCCUGGUAACGUUCAGGGAUUCCAGUUAGGACUGGGAGGAGGAUGUAUAAAUACAUAAAGGAGAGAGAGUCCUUCUCUGAAGUUUACAAUCUGAACAGAAAAGAGAACCAAAACUCCUUCACUGCACAACUUGGGCACAGAUUCUUAACUGUCUUGCCCUGGGCCAACAACAAAACCUAUGACAAAGUGAAAAAAAAAAAAGUCCACGUGUCCUGUAAGUAUCUCAGCAGCUAGACCUCUCCUCCUCUCUCUUCUUUAUCCUCUGGCCCUUGGCAUUGGGUAGUUGUUCUGCUGCACAGCUCAGUAUCUAUAUUCCUAUCUACAAACUGCUUAUUUUACUGGAGUAAGUCACAUUAUGUAGUACACUGCAGUGUGUGCAUGGUAGUGUUUACUUUUUGAAGUGACAGUAACUGCACUUCAAAAAAGCAAUUAAAAAAGUUGUGGUGCACCUCCCACACUGUUAUUUCUGGUGUAGGAGAUGGAAAGUUCCUGCAUUGGGGUUGCUCCUGGUCUAACACUGACUCCAGUUUCCCAUCUCUGCAUACUGCCAGCCUCCCACAGGCAGUCCAGCCCUGCUUUGACUUGACAUUCCAGUUGGAUCACUUGGGAAUUGACCAGGCUGGAGAGGAGCCAUGGAGGUCCCUGGUCCCAGCCUUGCUCACCCCAGGCUCGCCCAGGGUCAUAUCCAGCUUCAGAAAUCUUCAAAGGUGGAGAUUUCACAGCCUCUCAUGGCACACGAUGUGAUGCAGUUACUCUGUCAUGAUGAAAUUAUAUUUCUUGGUUUCCCUUUCCCAGAUAUAUUUGAUCUUUGCUUCUGCACUGCACCCCCACCUCCAAACCCUUGGUCAGCAUACAAAGGUCUAAGCCUACAAAUAGUGUCAACUAAAGGGACUCAGGCACUGACCGGUGCCUAAAAUCAGUGAGAACUUAAGCUAAGGGUCUGUAAAAGAGUAUUUCUUGAAUUGCAUUUAAAACUGUGCUGUAUUGAUUUGUUUCUCUGGAAUACAGGUCUAAGGAGGUGACAAGGAUUCUGGUGAAGACUUUUAUCUACCAACAAAUGGUGAGGAGUUACUUAGCUGUAGUAUCUUGCCCAUGUUCCUUUUAGGGAUCAGUUGAGCUUUCAGUCAAUUUGAGUUUUCUUCUAAUUUUUUCUGCCAAUGCCAACAUACCUCUUGUUAAAUUAGCAGCAGCCAUUUAAAGUCUUUUCAGCAGCAUCUGCAUGGUAAUUGCCCAGAGAUGCUUUAUAUCUGGGAAACAAGCCAAGGAAUAAACCUUGAAGCAAAGUGUAUUAAAUUAGUUAUCUCGUUAUAGCUUUUUGAAUAAUUUCCUAAUUAUGAAUUAAGUUUGAACUCAGAGCUGUCAAAUCCCAUUGCUCCACUUGGAUGAAAAGUAGAAAAUUAGGAGGAAAAGUAUCUGUUCCUGUGUCUUAUUAUUCAGCUUUUCUUGGCUGAAAUGUCUACUUCUAUUUCUACAAUGACCACAGAAAAGCUACUGCAUAAGAGAAUGUAAAGAGCUUUGUUUGAAAGGAAACAUUUUUUAUUUUUUUUAAAUGCAAAGAUGCAUUAUAGGAGUUUUAGAAAAAUAUUAAUUACAACAUGGCACCAAAAAGCUUUCCCAAAUUUAGUCAGUGCCUAUUAAUGGGCCAAAUAAGUGACCACACAGUAAACAGUAAUUUCCAAUUAACUCCUAACACGGCUGGUACAGUAGAUAGAGACCAAUGUGACUCACUUUUUCCCUUUCAUUGUCAAAGAAUGGUAAUUUUAAGCUUUUCCUUUCAUCUGACUUCAAUGUAUUUUUUUCCUGCUAGAUUUUAUCUUGACAAGAUCUGUUAAUAUCAUAAGCGAAUUGGGGUGUGCAUGUCUUCAGAGGUUUCUUUCCACCUCAGCUCAUAAUCAAACCUCAGCAUGCUGAUGUUUUAUGACUGAAAUGUGAUACAGUCUUGUAGGGGAAAAACUGAACCUUCUGACUUUGAACCUGUUGUCGUUUCAUCAGGCCUAAAUUUCUUGGGCAGUAUUUCCUAACCUUUAGGGAGUGACAGGAAAAUGCAUUUUGCAUCCAAUUUCAUUAGUCAUAGCAGGAAUGAAUGCAUGAGACUUAAAGCAACAAUACUGUUUAGUUUGUGUCCCCCAGGCUUUAACAGCAGAGUUCCUCAAUAGGAAAGGAGGACAGUUUUGGGUUGGUGUCUGUUGUGUUGUGGUUUUUUUAACAUGAAAGCAUGACAGUGGGUUGGUUCAAAGACACCAGUUUCAUCAUUCAUUUGGAGUAAAGUCUGGAUUAAAAAUCUCACAAAGGUGCGUAAAUGGUCAGUGAAUAGACCUGCACCUUAAAAAGUCUGACACAAGCAGUCUUCUCCCACGGUGCCCAGGUUGGCACAUUUAGCCUAUGCUCCCUGACUGUCAAAAAAAUUGGAGUACACGAGUAAGUCUGAAUCCAUUGUGUAUAUAUUCCUUUUUGUGCACUCUUAGUCUGUAUUUCAUUUUCUCACUUAGCUUUUUUUUUUUUUUCUUUAAACCCUUAAUGAUAGUAUCGAGGAUGCUGGCAUCAAUUUUUUGGUUAAAGUUACAGUCUGAGCAUUUUCUGCCUCAUACCAAUCAGGGAUAGCAGACAGCUGAGUUCUCAGUUAUGUCAGUGCUGUGGACAUCCUGUUUUCUUUCCAUCAGCCAGAGACUGCACUGGAGCAUGGUGAACAUCCUCAGGUCCCACUUGUGCUAGCUCCUUCCUGGGCCUAUUUUGGCACACUUUGUCCUUUGUUACGUGAUGAAAUAUGAAGCUUGUUCCCACAAACUUUCUCCUGUAUAGGUAUUUAGGGACCUUAAAUGUUCAGCCUUACUGGAAAUACCUUUUCCCUAAACUAGCUUCAGCUGGCAGGAGACAUCUCUGAGAACUUACUCAACUAAUGACCCCCUCUAUAAAAAGUGUAUCGAAGGACAUUUCUGUUCUACUUAUUCAAAUCAUAGAAUCAUUCUAGUUGGAAAAGACCUUUAAGAUCAUCAAGUCGAACAAUUAACCUAACUAAACCAUAGUUUAAACCAUAGUUUAGUUAGGGCUAAACUAUGUUCCUAAGUACCACAUCUACACAUCUUUUAAAAACCUCCAGGGAGGUUGGUUUAACCAACCUGCUGCUCCCUGGGCAGCCUGUUCCAGUGUUUAAUAAUCUUUUAUAUUACUUCUAAUAGCUAAUCUAAAUCUACCCUGGUGCAAUUUGACACCAUUUCCUCUUAUCCUGUUGCUUAUAGCUGGAGAGAACAGACCAACCCCCACCUCACUACAACCUCGUUUCAGGUAGUUGUAGAAAUCAGCUGCCUCAGCUACAAUAUUAUUAAAUACUUGCAUGAUUUCAAGAGUUUUCUAAAAUAUUACUUGCCUCUAAACCAACAGAAAUGUAAAUGGCAAAACAUAGGUUGGAAAAGGAUGAGGCAAGUCUCAGUGCUUCAGUAGAGACGGUUAUUUUAAGCCAGCACAUUAUUUUUUUGAUACAAUCUGCUAUGGUUUUUGGCCCACAAGUGACUGAAAUAAACAUUGAUGGGCAAUCUCAUACCUGGCUAUAGCAGAGAUCUAUGAGGAAAAUUCAGCAGCUACUGCCCAUGCUGCAUUCUCAACACCUGGGUUUCCCCAGGUCUCCUGGGAGCAGAUGACAACUGAAUUAGCUCUUGUCAGUCUCACUAACAGUUUGUGAACUGUGUGCUCAGAAAGGGAAAGCAUCAGUAGGGGCAGCAUCUGCUGUAGCAGCUCUGGUGCUUUACUGAGAGAGGUCAGAGUUAAAUUUUGCUGCUUUUCUUUGUGGAAAAGAAGGUUUUCCAUCCAGAGGGCUAGGGUGGCAUGUGCUGCAUGAAAUAAAGGAUGAAAUUGAAGGGGCAAUAUCAGAACUGUCCUUGAAAGGGAUGCACUGCAUGAAAACAGAAUUUGGCCACCUCUCUACAAAAAGGGAUAUAAAUCUGCUGAUGGAUCACCCAAGGUGUAUUGAGUUUGGAGAUGGGUUUUGUGCCAACAAGAGAAAGGUUGUGAGUUCAGGACCCCAAAGGGAAUUGCCCCCAGCUGAUUCUUAGCCUUCUGGAGAGGUUUUCUUGAACCUGGUGCUAUGGGACUGCCUAUGCCAGCUGAAUUUUCAGAGAAGGUUAUAUAUGCAGCUGCGUGCAGCCUUGGCUUGCAGGGACUGGGAUUUGAGGAGGGAACAGCUGGUUGCCUAAGCUGUUGGGCAAACAACAGAAGAUGGAGAUCUUAACCAUAGAUAAAUUCCUGAUAGAUUGUGAAAUAAAACAUUUAGUGCACAAAUCAAAACCAGCAGUGUUUAUAUAAAUAUUUAAAGUAAAUACACAUUGUCAGUUUUUAGAGUAUCAAGACUAAAUUCCCUUGGUUCCUCCAAGCCAUUUUUUCAUCUGGUCCUUCUUUGACAUUUUGUUGCCUGUGUUUUGUGUGCACCCUCACUGAGAGUUCCCAUGUGCUACAACAGCAGGACUUUGCCUUUGGAGGGGGCACUGGAGUCAGGGGUAAAAUAGUAGCUUUUACUGAAGAAUCCUAGCACUGAUAACAAAAGCCUAAUACUGCAGCUGAUCUUGUAAAUGAACUCAGUACUUAACAGUUUUACUCUUCCAAAUCACCUAGGCAAGGACUCACUGUUUCAGAUCCUCAGCUCCAGCUGUUUCAGGGAGAGUGUUUCCUGAGGAGGCAGGCAGAAAUAAAAGAGGAAGGUUUCCCACAAACUACUUCCACAGCAGGCUGGAGAUCACACCCUGUCUCAGACAGUAGCUGGUAGUUGACACUUAAAGAAGAAAUAUGAAUGUCUUGAGUAGGUGCUCAGCCACUCUAGCACAGCUGGCAGCCAGUCCUAUAAGGGAUUCUUGAGGCAAGUUAUAUCCUACUCGCUGUGUUCAGGAGCUGCUGAUGGAUACAUCUUCCAUGCAUCAAGUUACCUUUUCUUUAGACCCCAUUUAUUCCUCUUGCUUUCACAAUGUCUGGUGGUGGUGAAUAGUUUCACAACUUAAUUAUACAUUACAUCUACAAGAAGUUCCUUUUUGUGUAUGUUAAGUAAAAGUGUUUUCUUGCUGCUACUCAGUCUUUAAAAAAAACACCAAAUCUUUAGUGCCAGAAACAUUGCUAAUAGGAUGUUUAUCCUGUUGAGAUGUUUUCCAGAUGGAGCAAAGUUUUCCUCAUUAGUAAAGUUACCUUUCUUUGACUAUUUUACAAAGGAAAAAAGUUUACACAUGCAGAUGACUAAUGAUCCCAUAUAUAAUAGUGUGGGCCAUGUGUUAAAUGAAAUAACAUGUUUAAGUAAGUUUUACAUCACUGGAUUUUACUGUUGUGUUUUACUUCAGUAUUUUGAUGCUUCCUGUUUUAUUUGUUCUGUAAUUCUGUACAUGACAGUUUAGCAUAAAAAAAUGAUGGGAAUCUCACAGCCACAUUGUAUGUACACAUUUUGUAGAAAGUAAGACAUCAGCUAUAUGCCCUUCCUGGCCCCCACUCCCUUCUGUUUGGGCUGAAUGGCAGAACUAUUCUAUGCUAUUGAAAGCUUUGAAAAAAAGAACAAAAACAACAACAAAAAAACAAAAAAACCCCAAAACCAAACCAAACACUAUGCAUGCUAUUUUAUAGUCUAAUGUAUUAUUCAUAUCAGUUCAUAAGCUUAUGCUUAUCAGUUUUAUCUUGUGUAUAGAACUGAUUACUUUUGUGACAGUAUUUUUGCACUGUUUCUCUUCUUUCUCUAUUUUUAUAAAGUUCUAUUCAGCAUUAAUUGACUGCAAUAAUUUUUUACCCUUUUCACUACCUUUGUGUAAAUAGUUUCU